Molecule: messenger RNA, 3111 nt
Organism: Schistocerca nitens (vagrant locust)
Lineage: Eukaryota; Metazoa; Arthropoda; Insecta; Orthoptera; Acrididae
Product: putative zinc finger protein 66
Exons: 8
Coding region: 109-1998 (629 amino acids)
Biological process (GO): regulation of transcription by RNA polymerase II
Molecular function (GO): RNA polymerase II cis-regulatory region sequence-specific DNA binding; DNA-binding transcription factor activity, RNA polymerase II-specific
Source: RefSeq, a predicted model, not a curated record
UGUAGCUGGUUUCAAUGUGUUGUGUACUGUGCACUGUGCAGUCAGCUGCAACGUCGUGCUUUGGCGGGAAAAUGUGUGUGACAUUCUCAAGACUGUAGAACUGAAGCGAUGGACCAGGAGCCAACUAUGUGGAUAAAAAAAGAGGGAACAGAUGAAGUACAAACUGAGUUAUGCUUCAUGGCCCAAGUUUACCCAUGCAGCAUGAAUGUAAAAGAAGAGUUGGAGGAGGGUGAGAAUAAAGAGUUUCUUGUAGACCCAUUAAGGGCUGAUGACCCUAGUGUUUGGGUAAAGCAAGAUCCCGAACUGAAACAACAUGCUGCUGGAUCUGAGUAUAAUUCUGUUGAAGAUCCUUUGGGAAUAUCUUGGGCCACUGAUUUCAUCAAGGAGGAUCCUGAAUUAAAUUUGGAAAUGAAUAUAACUGAGAAUACUGUGGGAACCUCAACAAGAUACACAUCUGAUAGUGCAAGAUUUACUCAGACUACUGGUGGGAGCUGCCGCAUAUCAUGUGAGGAAACUUGUCACCGUAGACUGGUCCAGGAAGAGUUGGUGAUAGACAUGGAGAAGUCAACACAUGGGUUCAGUACCAAUACAGAAGAUGUGACUAUUGAUAAGGAAUGCUCGGUUGCCACCCAAUAUGAUUGCAGUACGAGGGAAAAGGAAUUACAUGUAUAUAGCUGUAAUUUCUGCCAACAGAGCUUUCCUUCAAAAUACAGGCUCAUAAUGCAUGUGUUUAUGCACAAUGAUGGAACGAAACCACAUUUGUAUGUUUGUAAGUGGUGUGGUGAGGUAUUUGUCAGUAAUGUUGGCUUGAAAAAGCAUAUGAGAAUGAGUGAGAAUUGUCAAUUUUUAACUGCUGAUAGUGAUGAAAGAUAUGGCCAUAGUGAUGAGCAUCAAAGCAGUACCUUGUUGGAUAGCGAGCCAGAAGUUUCUGUCACACAGCACAGUGAGCAGUCUUCAUGUAAGGAAACUUGGAAAGUGUCAAAGAAGCCCUCUAACGACGUGUGUAACACACACAUGACAAAUGAUAGAGAGAAAAAAAGUUCCAUUCAUACCGGGAAAAGACUUCACAAAUGUGAUAUUUGUGACAAAUGGUUUGCCCGGUCAGGUAAUCUAAAGGCUCACAUAUUAAUUCACACCGGAAAGAAACCGCACAAAUGUGAGAUUUGUGGGAAAUCUUUCACGAUCUCAUGUGGUCUCAAGAAACAUGUAUUACUUCACACUGGAAAGAAACCUCACAAGUGUGAGAUUUGUGGGAAAUGUUUUGCCUUGUCAAGCAAUCUCAAGAUACACACAUUAAUUCACACUGGAAUUAAACCUCAUACAUGUGAGAUUUGUGGGAAAUCUUUUGCUAGGUCAGGUGAUCUCAAGAAACAUGUAUUAAUUCACACUGGAAAGAAACCCCACAAAUGUGAGAUUUGUGGGAAAUCUUUUGCUAGGUCAGAUGAUCUCAAGAGACACACAUUAAUUCACACUGGUAAGAAACCUCACAAAUGUGAGAUUUGUGGGAAAUCUCUUGCUACGUCAGAUGAUCUCAAGACACACACAUUAAUUCACACUGGAAAGAAACCUCACAAAUGUGAGAUUUGUGGGAAAUCUUUUGCUAGGUCAGGUGAUCUCAAGAAACAUGUAUUAAUUCACACUGGAAAGAAACCCCACAAAUGUGAGAUUUGUGGGAAAUCUUUUGCUAGGUCAGGUGAUCUCAAGAAACAUGUAUUAAUUCACACUGGAAAGAAACCCCACAAAUGUGAGAUUUGUGGGAAAUCUUUUGCUAGGUCAGGAAAUCUCAAGACACAUGUAUUAAUUCACACUGGAAAGAAAACCCACAAAUGCGAUAUUUGUGGCAAAUCGUUUGCCACAUCAGGUUCACUCAAGAUACACACAAUAAUCCACACUGGAAAGAAACCUUACAAAUGUGAGAUAUGUGGGAAAUCUUUUGCCCAGUCAGGUCAUCUCGAGAGUCACAUAUUAAUUCACACAUUAAAGAAACCGCACAAUUGAGAUUUGUGGCUAAUCAUUUGCUAGAUCAGGUGAUCUCAAGACACAUACUUCAGAACACAUUAGGAGGAGACCUCACAAAUGUGAUGUGACAAAAGUUUCAUUCAGGUGGGAACUCUCAAGACACAUGUACUACUUCACAUCAAAAAGAAAUUACGACAAAUAGAUUUUCCUGGUUGGUGCUCUCAAGGCCUAUAAAACAAUAAAAGUGGCAGGGGGACAGUAAAUUGUAUUACCUGUGAAAUAAAAUUAAAAUGUGGUAGGACUGUGAAAAAAUGUGACAAUAUAUAAAUCCGCAUCUGCCGCUUUACAUGUCAAGCAAUGGUAAUCUUAAAUACUCCAGAAACAUGAAUCAAAUGUGUUUUUGUCAUUAGCACUGCUGCUUUUUCCCAUCGAUCUUGAGACAAGAAGAUUGUGAAUUGUGAUAAAUCCUUACAUUUGUCAGUAAUCGUAAGUACUAUGCAAUAUUCAAGGAAAUGUUAUGACUUGCUGUUUAUUAUUCCAAACAAAGUCAUCAUGUAGUACUUGUAUCUCUGUAUUUUGGAAACAGUGACAGUAAAAAUAUAUUCAUGGCACUUGCUUCAUUCAGAAUGGUAACCUCAAAACUGGAGAAACGCAAUUAUAAUAAUUGUUUUACUCGGACAUGUUUUCUCAAGAGAUUUGCUGUGUCAUUAAUAGUGUGUACAUUUAUGUUCUGUUAGUACUAAUCCUGCAUAAGUACGCGUAACAACAAAUAUAGCAACCUGCUUAAUAGCAUGUUUGUCCACCUUUGGAACACAGUGCUUGACAUAUCAUUUACAUGUUUCUGGGUUUAUGUUGCACCAGUUGUAUUCCACACGUUGAGAUCAGCUAAAUGGUGUGGUCCAGAUAUCGGUGUUAGUUACCAUGCUACUCAGACCAAUGUGGAGUCAUUCUGCACGUGUGACAUGGACAAUUAUCCUGCUGAAAGAUGCCUUCAGCAUGGGAGAGCUCACCAGGAAUGCAGUUGCAAUAAAGGUCACAUAGUCUGCAACUAUCAUGAUGCUUCUAUUACUACCAAAUGUCCCAAAGGAACCAAAGUGACUGCCCCAUAGCAUAAUGCGCCCUCCAUCUGGUGCCAUUCACCUAUAUAGCAUA